AUGGCGACUACAGAGAGUGCGGGAGUCGGCUCAAAUGCUGCUUUCCGGAAUAAGGAGAAACCCUUGGCCGUCAGGUCGUCCAAUAUCGUCGCCGCCAGAGCUGUCGCCGAUGCCAUCAGAACAUCUCUAGGACCGCGGGGUAUGGACAAGAUGAUUCGCAGCGGGAAGGGCGAGACCAUUAUCACCAACGACGGCAGCACCAUGCUCAAGAGCAUGUCAGUCAUGCACCCCACAGCGAAGAUGCUUGUAAACCUCUCAAACGCACAAGACGUGGAGGCAGGAGAUGGCACAACCUCCGUGGUGGUUAUCUGCGGCAGCCUGCUGGGUGCUGCAGACCGACUACUAUCCAAGGGCAUCCACCCCUCAGUCAUUUCAGAGGCGUUCCAAAGAGCCGCAGCAGCAGCAGUACAAGUCCUCCACGACAUGUCAAUACCGGUUUCGCUAUCAGACAAUUCAGCACUACUUCAGGCUGCCAAUACCUCCCUGUCAUCAAAGAUCGUGUCACAGUACUCUAACCUUCUCGGCCCUAUGGCAGUCAACUCAGUCACGAAGACGAUCGAUGUCAAGACAGCGGACAAUGUGGACCUGAAGAACAUCAGAAUAAUCAAGAAGGUUGGCGGUACAAUCGAGGACAGCGAGCUAGUCGACGGCCUCGUCCUCACACAACCAGUGAUGAAGAACGCCGGCGGUCCUGCUCGCAUGGAGAAGGCCCGGAUCGGCCUCAUCCAGUUCCAGCUAAGCCCGCCCAAGCCAGAUAUGGAGAACACCAUUGCUGUGAACGACUACCGACAGAUGGAUAAGAUUGUGAAGGAGGAGCGCCUAUACCUCCUGAACAUGGUGAAGAAGAUCAAGAAGGCCAAGUGCAACGUCCUCUUCAUCCAGAAGUCGAUCCUACGCGAUGCUGUUAACGACCUCAGUUUGCACUUUCUCGCCAAGCUGAACAUUCUCGCUGUCAAGGAUAUUGAGCGUGACGAGGUCGAGUUCAUCUGCAAGUCCACCGGCUGCAAGCCCAUCGCGGAUAUCGAUUCCUUCACCGAAGACAAGCUGGGCACGGCUGAUCUCGUAGAGGAGUCGCAGUCGUCCGGCAGCCGCAUGGUCAAGGUCACCGGCACCAAGUCGGCCGGCAAGACCGUCUCCGUCGUUGUACGCGGCGCCAACUCGAUGAUUUUGGACGAGGCUGAGCGAUCUCUACACGACGCCCUGUGCGUCAUCCGCUGUCUGGUCAAGAAGAAGGCUCUGAUCGCCGGAGGCGGUGCUGCCGAGAUUGAGAUCGCCUCACAGCUGAGCAAACAGUCCCGCGAGCUGACCGGGACUGAGGCUAUCUGCUGGAAGGCGUUCGCAGACGCUCUAGAAGUCAUUCCGACAACAUUAGCGGAGAAUGCUGGUCUCAACCCUAUCAAGGUCGUAACAGACCUAAGACAUAGGCAUGAGAUGGGUGAGAGGAACGCUGGUGUCAGCAUCAAGUCUGGUGGAGUGAACUCCAACAUUUCUAAGGAGAACGUGCUGCAGCCACUGUUGGUGAGCACGAGCGCGAUUGAACUCGCGGCGGAGACUGUGAAGAUGAUUCUGAGGAUAGACGAUAUUGCGCUGAGUAGGUAA
Phaeoacremonium minimum UCRPA7 is the source of this 1599-nucleotide messenger RNA. RefSeq names its product putative t-complex protein 1 subunit delta protein. Gene Ontology annotation, biological process: protein folding. Lineage: Eukaryota; Fungi; Ascomycota; Sordariomycetes; Togniniales; Togniniaceae. The transcript has 3 exons. The record is from RefSeq and is a predicted model, not a curated record. Gene Ontology annotation, cellular component: chaperonin-containing T-complex. The coding region runs from base 1 to 1599 and encodes 532 amino acids. Gene Ontology annotation, molecular function: ATP hydrolysis activity; ATP binding; ATP-dependent protein folding chaperone.